CAGGAGGACACAACGACUUCUACUACCAACAUCUAUUACUAUUACUACUGCACAGCUGGGUUGACUACCGCACCAUUGCUUCUGCUCAUCUGGAAUCACAGCUAGGCUCCAAUUGGCCACCUCAACACCCCGCUGUCUGAGGAAACCCUAUCCUCCACUGCCCCACUCCAGCUUCUAUUUCUUUCCCUCCAUUUUUUUUUCUUCUCUUCUUCGAAACCCGCCCUCUCAUCCCAUUCGAGUUGGACUCACCCAGGACAAUGGCAGCAUCUAUACAGAGACUGAUCUUGUGCAAAAUGACCACUAUUACUCUUCUUCUCAUCGCUUUACUCUCAAAUGGAGCCAUUGCACAGGAAGCUGAAGUCGUGACAGGCUCAGCGGUCACUGUGGGUAUGGCUGAGGCAUUUGUUCGAGGAGAUAUGAUUCCCAAGACCACUGAAGACCCUAAUGCAGGAGAUUCACAGGAACAGGUACAAGUCUUCCCUUCCGUAGAGACUGAGACAGCAGCUGCUCCAGGUGAUGACAGUAGUCCAGCUGCUCCAGAAGAAGGCGGACAGAGGCCAGAAGAGGUUCAGACUGAGGGGCCUAAAGUUGAGACCCCUGCCCCGGCCAGAGGAGAUGGACCUGGUGAUAAGCCCAAGCCCGUUCCACAAGAUGAUGUCAUCUGCGUUAGUAAGGAAGCUGUUCAGGAUAAAAAUGCUGUCAGUCUCAAACUCAAGUCCGCCUCCAACUGUGAGGACACAAGAACAAAGAUUGCAAGUGUGCUUGAGGAGCUGUGUGGAGAGGACUGUAAACUGCAGCUGUACCAAGAGGACAACACAGACCAGAUCCUUGUGGCAGGAGACUAUGUGGAAGGUGAUGUUGGAGGCAUGGCUGACAAGUUCAACAAUGACAACAUUAAAGAUAAGACUGAUGUGGAGGAAGCAACUCCUCACUGGGGAAAGAACUCAAAGUUAGUCCUUGUCUCUAUACUGCUGGCUGGUCUGCUCCUGGCUGCUCUGCUGGUGGCUGGAUACUACCUCAAGACACACCGCAAAAACUCCAAAGGUGUUCGACUGGCUGAGUCCUUCCAGGUGGAUGAGGAGAACCAGGCCAACACCCUUGUAUCUGUGGCCCCUCUGCCUCAGGAGCCCUUGGACAAACCCACUGUGAACGGAGAGUCCCCACCUCCUGAAAACGGCACUAGUCAGGCCCCCACCACCAACGGACACUCAGCCAAUCAGACCCCAGACGCCGACACAGAGAUGUGAAAACCCACUUCUUGACACACCCUUAGCUCCUCCUACUCCCUCUUACCACACCCCCUCUGCUGCCUCAUGGACGGUCCACACACUGAGAGAAGACAUCUGCACCCAAACAUACCCCUCAAGCAAACUCGGGAACAACAAAAUAUCUGACAAUGCCAUUAAUGUGAAACAUGUGGGAACACUGACUCUAGGGGGCUCCAAACCUGUUUCUGGACUGAAAAGUUGACUGGGAUUUUGGUAGCCACCCUCGGUCUGGAAGUAUAGUCAAAUCAUUGUAGGAUUAUCAGAAUAUUGUCAUAUAAAUGAAGAAGAUCUCCGAAACUACAAUUAUUGCGAUUUUGUAUUGUUGUUGUUAAAGGGACUGACACUCACCACUUUUAUUUUUGUAUUUUUGAUUUUUGUAUGAGUGAGUGAUUAGGUUACUGUUUUUUUUUUUUUUUUUUGU
This is a messenger RNA of Boleophthalmus pectinirostris (great blue-spotted mudskipper), 1689 nucleotides long. RefSeq names its product hematopoietic progenitor cell antigen CD34. Bases 258 to 1247 code for a protein of 329 amino acids. The record is from RefSeq and is a predicted model, not a curated record. Gene Ontology annotation, biological process: cell adhesion. The transcript is spliced from 9 exons. Lineage: Eukaryota; Metazoa; Chordata; Actinopteri; Gobiiformes; Gobiidae. Gene Ontology annotation, cellular component: membrane.